CUCCCGAUGCCCCUUCUUUUAAAAACGCCUGAGCUCCUGUCUCCAACUCAGCAACUAAACUCACAUGAGAAAAGGGCAGCGGCUCUGCUCUGCUCCACCAGCAGCAUCUCCACUCACACCUGACAAACUGAAGAGGCUACUCUCAGCUCUAUCUAAAGAAUUAGCACUGUUUUCUUAAAUGAAUGUUAUAGAGGAUCUGAGAAAAAAAACAAGAAAUCAUCUGUAGCUGAAGGUGUGGUACCAUGUUGGAAUUAAAUAAGGUGGCACUCCUGCUGUCUGUCCUGGCUUCAGUGGCUCUGGGCCAAGGACCUGUGAGGACCAGGAGCCAGUCAGACAGGAGCAGUAGAGUGGCCUUCAACACAUUCACUGACACACAGACAACAGGCGUGACAGAGUGGACGUCUUGGUUCAACAUCGACCAUCCUGGAGGGAAUGGAGACUAUGAGCGCCUGGAGGCGAUCCGAUUCUAUUACAGGGAGAGGGUCUGUGCUCGGCCCAUGGCCAUGGAGGCUCGUACCACAGACUGGGUUGCAGCAGCAGACACCGGAGAAGUGGUCCACUCCAGUCUGGAGAAAGGCUUCUGGUGCAUCAACAGGGAACAGCCCCAGGGCCGCGUCUGCUCCAACUACCAUGUCCGCUUUCAGUGUCCCCCAGUGCAGAGCUACUGGACUGACUGGAACGAGUGGGGUCCCUGUUCAACCACAGUUUGUAAUGACGUAGGCAUUCAGGUCCGCCAGAGGAAAUGUGUGAACACCCAGCCCAUGCCUCUCCUGUUGGUGCCAGCGUGCCAGGGGCACCAUUCAGAAAGAAGAGAGUGCUCUAACCCUCCAUGUACAGCCAAGUGGAGUCCGUGGGGUCGGUGGGGGGCGUGUUCAGCGACCUGUGGCGGAGGCCGCAGGAUUAGGAGGAGGACCUGUGCGAGGACCUCAGUGAUAGUUCAGUGUACUGGACGGCCUGUUGAAAUGCAGAAGUGUGGGAAGAGUCCAUGCCCAGCCAAAUGUCAGCUUGUGUGCACCGAGGGCCGCCCCAGUGAGGACUGCAGCCGGUGUACAUGUGACGACCACGUGCUAAGCGGGGAAGUCCACAGUGUGACUGGUGUCCCUGUGGCAGCAGCCUUGGUGUCACUGGCCAGCCAGCCUAAGGUGAUCCGUGCCCGAACAGAUGCCAAAGGUCAGUUCAGGCUCUUAGGAAUCUGCUCCUCCAGCUCGACUUUGAUCGCCAUCAGGAAGGAGAAGUUUUCCCCGAUCACCGUCUCCACCACCAGUAACACAACAGGGUUGUCAUGGGUAUGGGCUGUCCUCAAAUCAGCUGAAAAGCCGUACAUUGUGAAGCACCCAGAGGACAAAAUGCGUUAUGAAGGAGGACGGGUGAUGUUUUGCUGCAAGGCAACGGGAUCACCAACACCUGACAAAUACUACUGGUUCCACAAUGGGACUCUGCUGGACAGGAAGGUGUACAAGUAUGAGGAGGACCUUGUACUGUGGGGCUUGAAGCCGGAGCAGUCAGGGCAGUACUACUGCAAGACUAGCAGCUCUGCAGGCAGCAUCAAGUCCUCUCCAGCCCUCCUCACUGUUAUUGCAAAAGGAAAGACAGCAUGCAAUUCCACCCCUGAAACGCACCUCAUCAGACUCCCGAUGGACUGUGUUCAACCUGGGACCGACUCCAUGCACUACAAUGCUGGUCGCUGCCCUCACAACAAAUGUGCUGGCUCCUUAGACUUUGAUAUGCGCUGCAGUGAUGAAACUAGCUUCUGCUGCGGAGUCCAAAAUAUGGAAAGUCGAAUUAUUGACUGUGGGAGCUACAGCCUCCCUAUCCGGGCUGUGACACAGUGCAGCUGUCAGAAGUGUUUGCAGCCCACUGUGCUGGUUCGUGGCAGAGUGGUCACAGCUGACAAUGAUGAGCCUCUGCGUUUUGGGCACAUCUACAUUGGUAAAGAGAGGGUGGGCACCACUGGAUACCAAGGAGGUUUCACAUUGCACAUUACUCCUGAUACACAGAGAUUAGUGGUAAAUUUUGUUGACCCUACUGAGAAAUGUAUUGACACUCCUAAGGUGUUCAUCCUUGAUAAGAAAGGUGGGUCCAUUUACCAUGAUGUGAAGGUAAUGAGAAAGCAGGCAGCAAUUGAUAUCAAUGCAGGAGAGACCAACUCUAUUAACCUAGGGGAAAUUAAAGGAGAAGACCCCAUUGGUCACUUGGUCAUUCCUCCCAACUCCUUCCACAAGGACAAUGGAGAAAUCUAUGAGGGAACUGUGAAAGCCAGCGUCACAUUCAUUGACCCAAGAAAUAUCACCACGGCGGCCGCCGCCCCUGGCGAUCUCAACUUUGUGGAUGAUGAGGGUGACAUGCUCCCUUUGAGGACCUAUGGCAUGUUCUCUGUGGACUUCAGAGAUGAGACCAACAAGGAGGUACUUGGAGCUGGAGCUGUUCAAGUCUUUCUCGACACACAGCACGUUAAAAUGCAAGAGCACAUUCCCAAAAUGAAACUGUGGUCUUUAAACCCAGACACAGGAGUCUGGGAAGAAGAGAGUAACUUCUCCUACACCACAACUACUGGUGGUCAUGGGCGGAGCAAACGAGAGGAUCGCACAUUCCUCAUAGGCAACAUGGAGAUCAGAGAACGUAGGCUCUUUAAUUUAGAUGUGCCUGAAAACAGACGGUGCUACGUCAAAGUCCGAGCCUACAUGAGUGAUAAGUUCCUACAUAGUGAACAACUGGAGGGGGUUGUGAUCAGCUUGAUAAACUUGGAACCCAAACCUGGAUUUUCCUCUAAUCCUCGGGCAUGGGGCCGUUUUGACAGUGUCAUAACUGGAUCCAAUGGGGCCUGUUUACCAGCUUUCUGUGAUGCCCAAAUGCCCGAUGCCUACACAGCUUAUGUCACAGCAAUGAUAGGUGGGGAAGAACUGGAGGCAGCUCCAUCCUCCCCCAAGAUGAAUCCAAACAUCAUUGGAGUGUCUCAGCCAUAUUUGGAUAAAAUAAACUACCAGCGCUCAGACCACGACGAUCCAGCUCUAAAGAAAACAGCCUUCAGAAUCAACUUGGCAAAGCCAAACCAAAAUAAUCUUGAUGAGACCAAUGGGCCAAUAUAUCCGUAUCAGAGUUUAAUAGGUUGUGAAAACGCCCCUAUUGAUGCCAAUCAUUUCAGAUUCUUCAGAGUGGAAAAGGACAAGUAUGAAUACAAUGUUGUCCCCUUUGAGGAGAAUGAUUUGACAACCUGGACAGGAGACUACCUCUCCUGGUGGCCUAACCCCCAGGAGUUCAGAGCAUGCUUCAUUAAGGUCAAGAUCCACGGACAGAAGGAAGUGAUGGUCAGGUCGAGGAAUAUGGGAGGAACACACAGAGAAACGAAAGGCAAACUUUAUGGCAUAAGAGACAUUCGCAGCACCCGGGACAUGCGAGAGGCCAACACUUCAGCAGCCUGUUUAGAGUUUAAAUGCAGCGGCAUGUUGUUUGAUCAAGCUGAGGUGGACAGAUCCAUCAUAACAGUCCUUCCACAGGGGAACUGCCGCAGAACUGGCACCAACAGCCUCCUACAAGAGUAUCUCAUCAAACAUCCACCAGUCGCUCAAAAUAACGAGUCCCAUGGAUUCACCAUGCUAGCCCCUGUUGAUCCUUUGGGACACAACUAUGGCAUCUACACAGUCACAGACCAGAACCCCAGGGUGGCCAAGGAGAUUGCUAUAGGCCGCUGUUUUGAUGGCACCUCUGAUGGUUUCUCCAGGGAGAUGAAGUCAGACUCUGGAGUGGCGCUGACCUUCAGCUGUCCAGAGAGGAAAAUUAACAGAGAAAGCCUAUUCCAACGUCUGCAGACCAACCCGGGUCAGACUCUGUCUCAGAUGGCGAGGAACAUGAGGGAGUCGGAGGGUCUGCAAGGAUUAUCCACCCAGAUGGUGGCCUAUCCUUCAGAGCAGCGGAGCAGGACCCAGAGUCGCAGAGUCAGCUCUACAACAAGGAGGAGAGUGUCCAUGCGUACACAGCAACGCCAAUAGAUGUUCCAAGGUCUUCUGUCAAGACUGAUAUGAUGUCAUCAAAUCAAGGAAGUAAAAGUUGCCCGUCUGUUGAUGAGUAUGAACUCCCUCUUGACUAUGGAAACCACAAAACCGAAGCAGGCAGCAAUUCAGCAAAAUAAAAGAGUGAUUGAAGAUA
Molecule: messenger RNA, 4143 nt
Organism: Sander lucioperca (pikeperch)
Lineage: Eukaryota; Metazoa; Chordata; Actinopteri; Perciformes; Percidae
Gene: cilp2
Product: cartilage intermediate layer protein 2
Exons: 10
Coding region: 243-3986 (1247 amino acids)
Source: RefSeq, a predicted model, not a curated record